GGUCACAAUCUUCUCAAUUGAAUCAGAGAGAUAUUUUGACCAAACUUAAUAUCAUUACUAGUUCCGCAAAUAGAUUGAAAGAAAUCGCUGACUGGGAAAAUGACGAAGCACAAACCCAGUAUCAGCAAUAUGGUCAGGUGAUUGCAGGGUUGAAUAAUCAAGCAACUCAACUUCAAGCCCAAAUUCAGGGAGAUGCACAAAUUAUUAUACAAUUACAGGCUCGAAAAGAUGGAUUAGGCAGUAGAAAGUAA
Messenger RNA from Entrophospora sp. SA101, 251 nucleotides. The record is from the annotation of a GenBank genome assembly. Lineage: Eukaryota; Fungi; Glomeromycota; Glomeromycetes; Entrophosporales; Entrophosporaceae.